AUGGGUUCCAAGUCACCAAACGGCGAAGAUCGAGGUCCCAACGGUCCAUCUGCUAAAAAGGCCGUUGCUUCCAUUAAUCCUCCCAAGUCUGCUGCUGCGAGUGGACUUCUUAGAGGGGCACUCGAGGAUCAAGAUGAAGACGGAGAUGACGACGAGGGAAAGAUCGGGGCUGACAUGAACGUAAGCGAAAAAACUGCAAAUGGCACGAAAAAGAGAAGAAGGAACAAUAAAAAGAAGAAGAGUGCACAGGCUGCGCAGCAAACGGCCCCACCGAGAGUUGAAAUUGCAACUCUGUUCCACAAUCGUCCUUAUCCUGAAGGUGAAAUUGUAGAAUACGGUAUCAAUGACGAAAACCUUGUGCGUACUACAGACGAGGAAUUUCGACAUCUGGCUGUCGCAAACAACAUGAACGACGAGUUUCUCAGGGACUAUCGCAAAGCCGCUGAGGUCCAUCGUCAGGUUCGCCAGUAUGCUCAAACCAUCGCGAAACCUGGCAUUUCGAUGACUGAACUCGCUCGGGAGAUCGAGGACGGCGUUCGUGCGUUGGUUGGCCAUCAAGGCAUAGAGACUGGAGACUCUUUGAAGGCCGGCAUGGGAUUUCCGACUGGCCUAUGUAUCAAUAACGUAGCAGCACAUUGGACUCCCAAUCCCGGGGCCAGGGAAGUUGUGUUACAACACGAUGACGUGUUGAGCAUCGACUUCGGUGUGCAUGUGAACGGCCGUAUUGUCGAUAGCGCCUUCACGGUGGCUUUUAAUCCGAUGUACGAUAAACUGCUUACUGCCGUCAAAGCGGCUACCAAUACAGGGCUCAAGGAAAGCGGGAUUGAUGCCAGGAUGGACUACAUCAGCGAGACGAUCCAGGAAGUGAUGGAGAGCUAUGAAGUCAUGAUCAAUGGCAAACCCCUUCCCGUCAAGGCUCUUUCAAGCCUUUCGGGCCACAAUAUCCUGCGCUAUAAGAUCCAUGGCGACAAGCAGGUUCCUUUUGUCAAGACUCGCACUUCUCAACGUAUGGAAGAAGGCGACGUAUUCGCGAUUGAAACAUUCGGUAGUACUGGCAUAGGCCGUACCCGAGAUGAUGUUGGUGUCUACGGUUAUUCGCGCAACGAGAAUGUCAGCACGGCUGGUGUUCAUCUCGCAUCUGCGAAGUCGCUGCUCAAGGCCAUCGACGAGAACUUUGGUACAUUGCCUUUUUCUCGAAAUUACCUCGAGCGAAUCGGAGUGAAGAAUUACCAUCUUGGGAUGCGAUCACUGAUAGCCAGUGGGGUUGUCGAAUGCUAUGCGCCACUCGUCGACACGCCGGGCUCCUAUGUCGCUCAAUUUGAGCAUACCGUGCUCCUUCGACCAAAUUGCAAAGAAAUUAUUUCUCGUGGGGACGAUUACUGA
Messenger RNA from Plenodomus lingam JN3, 1383 nucleotides. Lineage: Eukaryota; Fungi; Ascomycota; Dothideomycetes; Pleosporales; Leptosphaeriaceae. The record is from RefSeq and is a predicted model, not a curated record.